AUGAUUUCCCUACUAUCAUUUCGCGCCUCUCAACGGCGUCAACUCUUAUCCGUUGCAGCCCUCACGUUAUUCUUCUUCUGUGCUUAUACUCUCCUCAGAAUACCACCGGAGCAGGCAAGAGAGUAUCAAAUAAAAACGCCGGCAUCCUCGGAACCUUUAUCGUCACCAGAGCCAGCAUCACAAGAGAGACAACUCGUUAUAGGAAGCUCGCAGCCAAGACAGGUUCCCACUCCAGAAGUCCAUCCUAUUAGUUACCUCGCGAGCAAUGCUCAACAAGAUCUCGAGCAGAUAAAGGCUCGGCAGUCCAAGACGCUCGAUGAAGCGGUCAAGGAGUAUCGGCGACGAUAUGGGAUGCCACCACCACCUCAUUUCGACAAGUGGUUUCAGUUUGCAAAGGACAGCAAUGUCAAACUAAUUGAUGAGUUUGACACGAUAUAUGACCUGAUCACACCCUUCUGGGGACUAAAGCCUAGAACCAUCCGAUCUCGAGCCAGGGAGGCAUUGGGAUUUGACAACGGGUUGAUUGGAGUAUCUAUUCGAGACCACAGGAUCACAUACAUCCAAAACGGUGUCGAGUGGCAGCAAAAUGCCACCAAGGGAAUGAUGAGCAAGUUUCUCAAAUAUCUCCCCGAUAUGGACCUUGCAUUCAACUUUCAUGAUGAAUCCCGUGUGAUUCUCUCCCAUGAAGACUUGGCAAGAUUGGUAAAGACAGCCAAAGAGAAGAACAUGCCUGUCGCUUUUUCAAAAUCACAACCUGCCAAUGAUUUCACUCAAACAAAUGAGGAGCUGCAUGAUGGUAAGUCGUUCGAGGAGACGACUCUGACACGAUUCAACUCUUUUGCCCACCAAUCCACCUGGGCCCAUUCGCGCUUGUCCUGUCCGCCAGAUACGCCAGCUCGAUGUCUCGAAGAGGACGAGACGGUUGAUCAUCGAAGUAGAUAUGGCAUGAGCGAUCUCGGAUUCAUCUACAACACCACUGCCAUGUCCGAUAUCUGUCUGUCACCCAGCCUCAAGUCCAACUUUGGUUUCUUUGGUGGCCCAAACACAUACAGGAUUGUACAAGACCUUUUCCCUAUCUUCUCACAAUCCAAGAUCUCGUCUUACAGCGAUCUUGUAUAUCCGUCACCCUGGGACUGGGCUGGUAUGGUGGAAUACGACGAGGAAAUGGAUAUGGAAUGGGCCAAGAAGAAGAGCAAGUUAUACUGGCGCGGUUCAACGACAGGAGGGUAUAGCCGCAAUGGUCGCUGGCGACGCCAACAUCGCCAACGUCUUGUUCAAAAGCUCAAUGCGCGGGAUCAAGCUCAGAUUCUUAUGAAGCAGGAUAAACCGUCUUGGGGAUCCAGCGAAGUUCCUCGAGGUGAUUACAGCGACAUGGUCGACGUCCACUUCUCCCACAUCGGUCAAUGUGACCCAGGCGACUGCGAGGCGCAACGGGCAUUCUUCAAUGUCACCGAGGCUGUAGAUCAGCAAGAUGCCUGGUCCUACAAAUACCUCCUCGACAUGGAUGGCAAUGCAUUUUCAGGACGUUUCACUGCCUUUUUGCGUAGUCGCAGUUUGACAUUCAAGCUCGCCGUGUUUCGCGAGUGGCACACUGAGUGGCUCAAGCCAUGGGCUCAUUACGUGCCCCUAAGUAUUCAAGGAGAUGACUGGCUCGAGUCAGUUCGUUUCUUUGAGAACGAAGAAGCUGGCCGUCAAGAGGGCGAGCGCAUUGCUGCUGCCAGUCGAGAGUGGGCGAACCAGGCUGUUCGUCAAGUCGACAUGGAAGCGUGGUUCUUCCGCUUGAUGCUAGAAUAUGCUCGAGUUAUAGAUGACAAGAGAGAAAUCAUUGGUUACGACCGCAGCAGCGCAAACGCCAAGCUACCAAAAGACAAGGUCGUGGAAUGA
Fusarium pseudograminearum CS3096 is the source of this 1884-nucleotide messenger RNA. RefSeq lists its product as uncharacterized. The record is from RefSeq and is a predicted model, not a curated record. The transcript has 2 exons. Bases 1 to 1884 code for a protein of 627 amino acids. NCBI's taxonomy places the organism in Eukaryota, Fungi, Ascomycota, Sordariomycetes, Hypocreales, Nectriaceae.